AUGUCUUUGUUGUCGGUUGUUCCAGUUCUGGUGCAUCUCUUGUCUGCCAUCAGCACCGUCAGGCUCUACAUCCCCAAAGACCUUCGGCCUGUGGACAACAGACAGAGUGUUCUCAAGUCCAUACAGGAAGUUCAGAAGCGUUUUCCUGAUGGCGUUCCUUUGUUAGAUCCUAUUGAUGAUAUGGGCAUUCAGGACCAAGGACUGAAAAAAGUCAUUCAGAAAGUAGAAGCUUUUGAGCAUCGGAUGUAUUCACACCCACUUCACAAUGAUCCAAAUUUGGAAACCGUGUAUACACUUUGUGAAAAAAAAGCACAGGUAUGGCAGAAAUAAUCUUUCUUAAGAUUAUUUAUUUGUAUUU
Messenger RNA from Peromyscus maniculatus bairdii (prairie deer mouse), 358 nucleotides. The record is from RefSeq and is a predicted model, not a curated record. NCBI's taxonomy places the organism in Eukaryota, Metazoa, Chordata, Mammalia, Rodentia, Cricetidae.